Cyprinus carpio (common carp) is the source of this 2314-nucleotide messenger RNA. RefSeq lists its product as uncharacterized. Lineage: Eukaryota; Metazoa; Chordata; Actinopteri; Cypriniformes; Cyprinidae. The coding region runs from base 1 to 1467 and encodes 488 amino acids. The transcript is spliced from 2 exons. The record is from RefSeq and is a predicted model, not a curated record.
AUGGGCACCAGGGGAAUGAGCGUACCACUGAGUUGGUACAGCAGCGGUGCUACUGGCCUGGAAUGUCCUCAGAAGUGGCACGAUGGUGCCAGGAGUGUGAAAGGUGCCAAGUUGCUAAGCAUGGGGGUCCCACUGCCCGUAGUUUUUAUGGGCCAUUUGUUGGCAUCAAGACCUAACGAGAUCGUAGCCAUUGACUUUACUGUGCUUGAACCCUCUCGUUCAGGAGUUGAAAAUGUCAUCGUGAUGACUGAUGUCUUCACGAAGUACACCAUGGCUAUUCCCACACGGGACCAACGGGCGGAGACUGUGGCCCGGGUUCUUGUGGCCGAGUGGUUUUACAAGUUUGGGGUCCCUGGUCGGAUUCAUUCCGAUCAGGGCCGUAACUUUGAAUCCUCUCUCAUCCAGCAGCUCUGUCAGUUGUACAAGGUCGAGAAGUCUCGCACUACUCCUUACCAUCCGGCUGGUAAUGGCCAAUGCGAGCGCUUCAAUAGGACGUUGCAUAAUCUCCUCCGUACAUUGCCUGUUUCUCGGAAGAGGGACUGGGUGUCUUGCCUUCCACAAGUACUUUUCUGUUAUAACACCACCCCGCAUCAGACCACUGGUGAGUCUCCAUACUUCCUAAUGUUUGGGCAAGAACCACGGCUCCCAGUUGACUUUUUGUUGGGCAGAGUCCAGGAGGUGGGGGUAGGUAAUGUUCAUGAGUGGGUUGUGGAACAUCAAACUAGGCUCCAUGUGGCCUUUGAAGGGGUACGUGAUCGGCUAAGGGUGGCCGCGGAGAGACGUAAAACACAUCAUGAUCAGAAUGUGCGGUGUGUGUCACUUGAGGAGGGCCAGUUGGUUUACCUCCGUGAGUGUGGCAUGAGAGGUCGCCAUAAGAUCCAAGACUUGUGGAGCCCAGUUGUGUAUAAAGUAGUGAAGGCACCUGUUGAAGGGGGUUCAGUAUAUACAAUUGCACCGGUUGAUGAGUUGGGUAAGGUAAGGCAUGUUCAUCGCUCUUUGUUGAAGGCUAAGAUUUUAGGGGACCGUCCAGUUUCGAGCCCUCAGGAUAGGCCUUUGGUGGAGGGGGCGCUGCCUUUAGAGGAUGAGCCAGACGAGGGCGAUUUGCUACUGUUUGUCCCUGAAACCCCCCAGGCUCAGAGUCCGGCUGUUAGUAAUUUAGUCCCUGCAGCUGUCCAAGCUCCCUUGGAUAUCUUGGACCCUUGCCCCCCUGUGACGGUACCUGGGAUACCAGUAGCCCAAGGACAACACCGUUCUGGAGAAAUGGGUCUCGCUCCGGGAUCUGUUACUGUGUCUGUAGGCCCACCAGGCACUGAGGUAAUGGCUUUGCGGAGAUCAACGAGACCCAGAGCAGGCCAGCACUCCAAUGUCCAUCACCUGCCACGGUCAGUGGAGGUGCCUGGUGAGGCUGUGCCCCUAGGUGGGUCUGUCUCUAGUGGGAUCUCUGUCAUUUACAGGCCUUGGAAUUGAUAAGUAGGGUUGCCGUAUUCUAUCGUCGGGGCGACGAUACAAAAAAGUAGGGGUAGAUUGUGGCAGAUUAGUCAGAUCCUCCCUGUAGUGAUGUCAUGUUAUUGGUAGCCUAUCUUCCCGCAGGGAGGUGUGUAUAAAUGGCUGUUUGGUGCGGGCCGGAUGUGCGUCAUCUGUUCUGUGCCUGCGCUCUUCCUGUUUACCGGCAUUCAACAGAGGUCUGUGGUUAAAACACAGCCGUUUGGGCAUUUUAACACCGCUUGUGUCAUUUUGUGGGGCUUUGCGUACACUGGAGAGUCUAUUGUAAACAACCGUUACGUGCGGUCUGGCUCGUUACACUGCCUAGUCCCAGGUACGUAAGAUUUAGUAUAUUGCCAGAGGUUUUAGGUGAUGUGGUGUGGGGGUCAGCUAUGUUUAUCUUUACCGCAGCAUUCCCGUGUGUUUACCGUUUGAGUGGGGACAUCCAAUAUAUGCUGUUUGGCAUCUACUUCAUUUCUAUCCCGUGGAUACUGACGUCAGCUCUGCUUUCUGGUGUGGCAAACGGCUGCGUUAUUUGGAGCUGUGUGUCCGACGGCAGUGAGGCUUUCCUUCACCGUGUGCUGUGUUAUGCUGUGUGAGCACCACUGAUAAAAUCACGGGUAUUGGAGUGAGUGUGUGUGUGUGUGUGUGUGCACUUAGUGUGAUUCUCCUCUUUUGCUCCCUCUCUUAGCCCAUUUGAUGCCAAUAGGCUACAGCUCCGAAGUAAAUGUGAAUCCUUAUUGUGGAUUGUGAUUUCCAGCUUAGUAAUUGGCUGGGUGACUAUUAUUCCUGCAUUUUAAACUUUUGUACUAAUAAACAAACUCUAUUUUGC